Camellia sinensis is the source of this 1096-nucleotide messenger RNA. The record is from RefSeq and is a predicted model, not a curated record. Lineage: Eukaryota; Viridiplantae; Streptophyta; Magnoliopsida; Ericales; Theaceae.
AUUGUGUUUUGUGUAGAGUGUUGGAAGAUGCUUGCAAAAACGAUGAAGAGCUUCGAAGUGUUCUUGGUGAUAGCAUUGGGAACCCUGAACUCAUGAAGCAAAGGGUUGAAGAAAGGGUUCGAAAGACGGGUCGAGAUUUUCGCAAGUCCAAAAUGGGUUCCGUCCUUGCUUUCAAAGUCAGCUUUAGGGACUUCAAUCCUGUUGACUCCUACAUAUGGUUUGAAUUAUAUGGAUCACCAUCUGAUCGGGAUGUUGACCUUCUUGGUAGUGUUAUUCAGUCAUGGUAUGCCAUGGGGCGCUUGGGUGCCUUUAAUUCUUCUAAUCUGCAGUUGGCAAAUGCAGCAAUGGUGCAAUAUCCUCUCUAUGAUGCAGAUAAGGGUUUUAAAGUGAUGCCAUCAUCAUUUCAUGACAUCAGUGAUGUCGAGUUUCAGGACAACUGGGGCCGUGUUUGGGUAGACCUUGGUACAUCCGAUUUCUUUGCCAUUGAUGUGCUCCUCAACUGCCUGACUUUGCUGAGCUCAGAAUAUUUGGGCAUUCAACAGGUUGUUUUUGGUGGUCGGCGAAUGGGUGAUUGGGAAGAAGGGAUGACGAGCCCCGACUAUGGAUACAAGUAUUUUAAGAUCUAAAAUGAGACUGAAUUUGAAUACUUAUCGAUUCAUUUCCAAAGCAUAUAAUGUACAAAAGUCCGACUGGGAUGAGAUACACCAUAGUCUGCAUGAAAUUUCAACAUCAAUGACACUUCAGAAACAAGAAGGCGAGGCGUAGAGUUGGCAUGAUACGUUAGAGGCAGCUUCGCAUCCCGAUUUUCGACAUCAAAUUGAUCAUUUCUAAGGAUAUAGAAGAGCAGAGAAUCACACUUGGAUCGACACAGUGCCUGCCUUCGUGUAUGGUUUUUAAAGUUACAUUCAAGUGAGGUUCAAUCAAGGUUUAUUUAUUUAUUUUUCACGUUUUUGGGAUGACAAGUUAAUGUGAAAUUUCUCUUUCAAGUUUUUUGGGCAACAACAAUUUCUUUGUGAAUUUGAUGGAGGGGUAUUGAUUGGAUUAUUAGAUGUAGAGGCUUAAAAAUUAUGAGUAAUGAAUCCUCUGUUGCCCAGUU